Vigna umbellata (rice bean) is the source of this 1624-nucleotide messenger RNA. RefSeq names its product zinc knuckle (CCHC-type) family protein. Gene Ontology annotation, biological process: regulation of DNA-templated transcription. Lineage: Eukaryota; Viridiplantae; Streptophyta; Magnoliopsida; Fabales; Fabaceae. The record is from RefSeq and is a predicted model, not a curated record. Gene Ontology annotation, molecular function: DNA binding; zinc ion binding.
AUCAGGGACUUGAAUCACCAAUAUUGUUAGACAUUGAUUUUCUAAUUUGUUUUACUUUUACUGGUAGGAUGGAAUCAGAAAUUCAAAGAAAAAUAGAGGAAACAUUGUUGGACAUACUGAACAAAUCCAACAUGGAAGAAGCCACUGAGUUCGGCAUACGACUCGCUGCCUCGGAGAGACUCGGUAUCGACCUCUCCGACUCCAUCAGCAAACACUUUGUUAGAAGCAUAGUUGAGUCCUAUCUUCUCUCCAUUAUGGCCAAUGGAAAGGGGGAGAAGAAGGAAAAUGUAGUCAGUGUCGAGGCCGAGGCCGAUGAGGAGACGGAGGUGGUGAAACUGAAGAGGGAAGAUCCUGAACGUAUUAUUUGUCAUCUGUCCAACAGGAGGAACGUAUCCGUGAAAGCAUUCAGAGGGACGUCACUAGUCUCAAUUAGGGAGUUCUAUAUGAAAGAUGGAAAACUACUUCCUGGUUGUAAAGGUAUUAGUUUACCUUCUGAGCAAUGGGCAAUCUUCAAGGAAAGUGUUCCUGCAAUAGAAGAAGCUAUCUUAAAGAUGGAAGGAAGGAUGAGAUCGGAGCUUAAUGGUAAGCAACAUGAAGAUGUGUCAAAAUCGGUUGACGCGGCUGCUCCUCUUGAGCCUGUUGCUCCUAUUGAGCCUGUUGUCCCUGUUUCUCCACUUGAGCCUAUAGCCCCUAUUGAAGUUGUCCGUUUUGAUGGGAAGAAUUUCCAUUUUUGGGCUCAGCAGAUGAAAUCACUAUUGAAACAAUUAAAGAUUGAACAUGUACUAAUUGAACCAUGCCCGAAUGCUGCAUUAGGGGAAGGUGCAAAGGCUGAAGACAUUGCUGCAGCCAAGGCUGCAGAAAGGAGAUGGUUGAAUGAUGAUGUAGUGUGUUGCCGCAAUAUCUUGAGCCAUUUAUCUGAUCCUCUUUUCAACCAGUAUGUGAACAGAAAAAUGAGCAGCAAGGAAUUAUGGGAAGAGCUAAAAAUGGUUUAUCUGUAUGAGGAAUUUGGAACCAAGAGAUCUCAAGUGAAAAAGUAUAUUGAAUUUCAGAUAGUUGAUGAAAAAACAGUGAUUGGGCAAGUCCGAGACCUAAAUGGCAUUGCAGAUUCUAUUGCUGCUUCUGGAAUAUUCAUUGACGAUAACUUUCAUGUUAGUGUCAUCAUUUCAAAGCUUCCACCAUCCUGGAAGGACUUCUGCAUCAGGUUAUCGCGUGAGGAAUAUUUACCUUUCUGGAAGUUAAUGGAAUGUAUACAGGUAGAGGAAGAAUUUCGGUGUGGAGUACAACGAGGGGGUGAACAUUCUUACAGUAUGGGAUUUCACCCGGGCAGUAGAGGUGGUGGACAGAGGAGCGUUGACUAUAAGCCACUAGGAAUCUGGAGGAAUAGGCCAGAAAUCAAUGCCAGGAGGAGCUUAUCCUGUAAUAUAUGUGGCAAGAGGGGACAUCUUUCAAAAAAUUGCUGGAGAAGAAAUGACAGGCAAACUAAUGAAAGGAGAGCAGAAGAUGAUGUCAGCACAUCUACCACAGAAGUUGAUACUCUGGCUUCUAUUCCUACAGACAAAUUGAUUCUGGACGGUAGUGUGGGGUUGUGUAAUGCCGUGGACAAAAGUAUCAAAUGACUUUGGGU